Pedinophyceae sp. YPF-701 is the source of this 2088-nucleotide messenger RNA. NCBI's taxonomy places the organism in Eukaryota, Viridiplantae, Chlorophyta, Pedinophyceae. The record is from the annotation of a GenBank genome assembly.
AUGACUGACAGGGCGGGCCCCUCGUCCGGCGUCACGGUGCUGACGGUGCACGCCGACAGCGACCCCCCCGCGCGGGCGCGGCGGCGGUCCCGCGCCAAAAGCUACGCAUCCUCGAAGCCGAGCGAGUACCUCGAGAUCGAGGACUCCUUCCACUCCUUCGACCCCGGCGAAGCGUUCCGCAAGUCUCUCGGCAGGCAAGACUACGCCGAGGACUCGGGCGACGACGACGACGACGACGCUGAGGACGAUGCUGCAGCCGCCGCCGCCGCCACGGACGAGCUCUACGCGCUCAUGGGCGGCCGCGUGAUCCAGGAGGGUCGCCGGCACUCCUCGGACCGGUCCGUCUCGUCCGCGUCGCGCUCCGCGUCGCGCGACGGCGACUCCGCCGCUGCCGACGCCGUCGACACGGGCGACGCCGCGGCCGCGACGGAGGAGCUCUGGGCGAUGCUGGGCGACCGUGCGAUCGUCGAGGGGGACCACGAGCCGCCGCAGAGGCCCCACGGAGCCGAAGACCGGUCGUCCGGCGUUGCAAAGCUGCCAAGCAUUCGGCGGCGUGGGCUGCUCGACGGGUUGAUGGAGACGCCGUCGAUCCGCCGCCGGCUGGACCCCGCGACGCCGCUGGAGCGCGCGACGACGAUGGAGUUCGGGGAGGCGCUGAGGGACCGGGGGGAUCUGUCGCGGGUGGGGUCGCGGGAGGAGGUGCCGUUUGUAGAGGACCCCGCGCGGAGCAGUGCGUCGCUGGCGGCGGCGGCGGACGCGGCGGUGAAGGCGGCGUCGUCGCGGCGGCGGUUCGAUGCGUUCGGGGCUGCGCCGCCGCCGCUGCAGGCGGAGGCGGGCAGUGGGGAGCUGGGGGGGGGGGCUCUCGGCUCGGACUCCGUGGAGGAGUUGGCGGUGUCGGGGACGGGCAGCGGGCGCGCGGGGUUCGAGGAGUCGGUCGAGGCGGCGAGCUCCCCGCGCCAGCCGGGCGAGCGAGGGGGAGGAGGGUUUUCUUCCGAGUCGGUCUCGGACCUGUCCGACGCGUUCGACGUGCUCGAGAGGUCCCGCGGAGAGCGGCGCGCGGACUGGCAGCCGCCGAAGCCGCUGCCGCAGCUGGGGGCCACGUCAGGGCUCUCGAGUCACGACGCGGGGGAGUAUUCGACGGAUACCGACCACGAGGACGCCGGGGCGACGGCGCGGCGCCGCAGCCGCGCCGCACAGGGCGUGCAGGCCCCGGCGACGGCGCACGCGGGGGCGCAGGCCUGCGGGGUCGCGCCGCGCCGGCGGGACUUUGCGGCGCAGGUAGGGGGGGGGUUAAACCAGCAGGGCGUGCAGUGCGACUUCGACGAGCGCCACGGCCUGCUAUGGGACUCGUCGGCUCUCCCGGGCAGGGUACUCCGGCCCGCCACUGCGCAGCCGCAGCCUCCCCCGCCGCCUGCAUCGCGGCCCGCAGCACCUCCGACGCUGCCGUGGGCGUUCCCUGGCGCUGCGCCGUGGCAGGGCGCUCCAGCGUUCCUCAUCCCCGUCGCUUUUGCGCCUCCUGCGAGCCAGCCCGGCGCGAGCGAGGACCAGCGGGCCAGGGGCGAUGCACCAGCGAGCGGCGCACAGCACCCACAGGCGUGGAUGCCGUUCCCGAUGGCUCCGACGUUCCCCACGGGCUCCGCACUGCCCUGGGCCCACUGGACGGCGCCGUCCACGGCCGCAGGCGCCAGCACGGUGCGGAACGACGAAGACCUGCGAUCUGCAGCUGCUCUAGCGCAGAACGAGCAAGACAACGCGCAGGGAGCGAGUCCUGCGGCUCAGGGAGGCGAGCAGGAAGCCGGUGUCGCUGCACCGUCCGUUGCAGGGCCGGCGGCCCCGCGUCCGCGCUGUAUGUAUCGGUCGGCGACUGCUGGGGACUCGAAGCUGAAGGGCGCGCUGGAGGCGGUGCGGCGGCGGCUGCAGACGCUGUGCGACGAGGGGACGUCGUGGGCGCGCGCGGGGUCCGCGGGCAACAGCGUUGGGCCCGCGCCUGCGCCGGGACGGGUUGGAGCGGACGCGGGUCAUAAAUAUACGACUCUGGAGUCGACGAUCGCUUAUAUUCGAAGCACGUUGCCGCACCCGACGGUGUAG